Molecule: messenger RNA, 1134 nt
Organism: Cavenderia fasciculata
Lineage: Eukaryota; Evosea; Eumycetozoa; Acytosteliales; Cavenderiaceae
Gene: dhps
Product: deoxyhypusine synthase
Exons: 1
Coding region: 1-1134 (377 amino acids)
Biological process (GO): peptidyl-hypusine biosynthetic process
Cellular component (GO): cytoplasm
Molecular function (GO): deoxyhypusine synthase activity
Source: RefSeq, a predicted model, not a curated record
AUGAAUAAUCAACAAGAAGUAAAAGUCAAUGAUGACGCAAAGAAUGCAGUAUUUUUUCAAUCUGACCCCAAAGAUUUAGAAGGUAGAGAACAGAUAAAGGGGUACGAUUUCAACAAGGGUCUCGAUUAUGAUGCAUUGUUUGAAUCGUUGGUCAGAACUGGCUUCCAAGCAAGUGCAAUGGGACAGGCAAUCGAAGAGGUCAAGAGAAUGAUCAGCUGGCGUCUAUCAGAUGACCCAAUCAAAGAGGAUGAGUCGGAAGACUACCACGAUCAAGAGACGCGGAAGAACACGCGUUGCAAGAUAUUUUUGGGGUACACGUCCAACUUGGUAUCGUCGGGUGUGCGUGAGGUUAUCCGUUACCUCGUGCAACACAGUAUGGUCGAUGUGCUCGUGUCGACGGCCGGUGGUGUCGAAGAAGACAUUAUCAAGUGUUUGGCACCAACCUAUCUGGGCGAGUUUUCAAUGCCUGGUGCCGACCUUCGUCGUCGUGGUUUGAAUCGUAUCGGUAAUCUUUUGGUGCCAAAUGACAACUACUGCAAGUUUGAGGAUUGGGUGAUGCCCGUCCUCGACCGUAUGGUAGACGACCAGGAAAAGAAGGGGAUCAGAUGGACACCUUCUCGCGUCAUCAACCGUCUCGGAGAGGAGAUUAAAAACGAAGAUUCCAUCCUCUACUGGGCACAUCGUAACAACAUCCCUGUCUACUGUCCAGCCAUCACAGACGGCUCGAUCGGUGACAUGAUGUACUUUCACAGCUACUCCAAGCCCGGUCUCAUCGUCGACCUCGUCGCCGAUAUCCGUGCCAUCAACAACCACGCCAUCUACUCUAAAAAGAGUGGUGUCAUCAUCUUGGGUGGUGGUGUCAUCAAACAUCACAUUUGCAAUGCCAACCUCUUUAGAAACGGUGCCGAAUAUGCCGUCUACAUCAACACGGGUCAGGAAUUCGACGGAUCUGACUCUGGUGCACGUCCCGAUGAAGCUGUCAGCUGGGGCAAGAUCAAACUCGAUGCCAAGCCCGUCAAGGUCUACGCCGACGCCUCCCUCGUCUUCCCACUCUUGGUCUCACAAACUUUUGUCAAACAUUUUAAACCAAAAAAUGAUGAAGAACUUAAAUUAAAUAAACGUGAUUUAUUUUAA